This is a messenger RNA of Scatophagus argus, 4584 nucleotides long. Its product is annotated as proline and serine-rich protein 2. NCBI's taxonomy places the organism in Eukaryota, Metazoa, Chordata, Actinopteri, Scatophagidae. The transcript is spliced from 4 exons. The coding region runs from base 820 to 2706 and encodes 628 amino acids. The record is from RefSeq and is a predicted model, not a curated record.
GAGCAAUUUGUGUUAACUGAAAGCCUUUGGCGUUUUGAUGGUUCAGUUUAUAUAUGGGGAACCACAAGUAUGACAGAAAUAGUAAUAAAGUGCUCAUUAAUCAAUAAGCCCACAGUGUCACAGUGAGUCUAAAUGGUGAGGCUAACUGACUGUGCAAACUGCUAACAGGAAAAGGAAAAGCAGCUAGAAAUGGAAUGAAAAUCGGUCUUUUAAAUGCCAAAUUAAAAUCUAUAUUUUUAAUCCAGUUUAUGAAUUUGUCUUUAUUUUAUCAUACAAUUACCUAUUAAUGAAUGAAAUGGUUAAUUACUUUUUUCCAUGACAACUCUGAUCAAAGUUUGAAAAUCCCACUGUUCAUGAAUCCAGCCUGGUGAAACUCUGAGGUGUGUGUGACUGAGAUAACUUUCCUCUGUGUCACCAUGGUCACCUCGCAGCACUAGUUCACACACCUGGAUGACGACACACACACACACGCACACACACCCUCCUGAAGGCCGUGGGUGGAGUUUCCUCGUGGCUUUAACUGGUGCGUAACGUGCCGUCGUGUUGUCAUUACGCGCACGGAGGAGCGCGACGCCAGUGGACUUUUUAAGAAUAAAUCAGCCACAGCAAAGCAAGAGAGAAAUGUGUAUGCUGCUUCUCAGAAACAAGAAACCACUGGCUUGCUGCUCGUUUUAGGAUGACCGAUCUGUGGACUUUUCUGGGCUUUCACCGAGAAGAAGAUUAGAUGAUUCUUAAGGGCACCAGAUGUGAUCCUCGUUUCAACCUAGUGCAUCCCAGGAACCCCAGUCCAAAUGCCAGCUGACCUCUGACCCUCGCACCAUGGACCUCCGCCUGCAAGCCAACCCUCAGCUCCACUACGGGGUCAACGGGGGCGCAGGCCGAAACUCCAAGCCAGGCGAUGAUGAUGUGCUGCAGUUUCUGAGCCAAGAGGAGCAAGAGUGCCUCCAGUUCUUUGAGGACACCAUCGACUCACUGGAAGAGAGUCUGAAGGAGAACGACCAGAAGCCCAGGCAGGAGAAUCCCAUACGCAGCAGCAGCAGUUCUGCCGAAGAGAUUGAUGGACCCCUGACUUCGAGUCCCAGAGCAAGUGUCAUGGUGUCCUCCCUCCUGGCCAGACCUCCGAGUCCCAAAGACCAGGAUAUUAUAGACCUGGUCCGCCCAGAACCAGAUUUGAUGCAGACCAAAGAGCCGAUCUUCAAUCCCACCAGCCCAGACUUUCAGAGCAUGGUGCCAACUCCUGAAAGCCACUUCGAGAUAAAGCCAAGGCACGAUCCCACAGACAGCUUGCCUUCAGACUACAACCCUCCUCUACCAAGUGGCAGCUAUGGGCCAACAGAGAGCCACUCCUCCUAUCACCCUCCAGGCUGCAUCCCCACCCCAGUCCUGAUUGCUCAGAAGAUAGCCGAGACCCAGGCAGGUGGAACCUCUAGCUUAGGGUCCUCCUCGCUCCUCCGCAAUUCAAGUCUGGAGUCUGAAAAGCCACUGAGCUACAGUACCGUUAAACAGGGUCCUCCUACCUCUGCUAAGCCUGCCCGCUUUCCUGCUAACAUCAAUGUGAUCCUUGGCAACAAGGAGCACCAGAACACGUUGUCUAAUGUGAACAUCCAGGAGAGACGAGCACAAAUGCUGGCAAAUCUAACAGAGUCACACCCUCUGGUACAGGAAGAGCCUCUGCAGCCUGCGGAGCAGAAGGCUCGAAAUGUUGCCCGACGCAGCAUUUCCUUUAAGGACCCCUCACCAGACAAAUCCAGGAGGGAGGCCCUGUCUAAACUGGGUUUGACAAGGAAUCGAGCCAUGUCUGGGGGUAUGUCGCUCCUCGUCACCCCUAACAACAUCUCUCUGGAUCCUCCUAAAAGCGCGGAAACAAAUGCUAAACCUCUGGAGGCAAGUGUGGAGGCAAGUGUUCCCCCAGCAACUGAAACCAACCCCAAGCUGCAAGAACCCAGUGUUCCAACACCACAUCAGGACAAGAUUAAUGUGGACAAAACAUCAGAGAUUCUGCAGACGCCGUCCCUCAGGAGCCAUGAAGAUAUAAAGCCCCAAACGAGUCCCUCACCUCCAGCAGUUGCACGGAGCAGCAUCAGUCCACCUCCUUUGGAACACAAGGUACCUGUUGCCCCAACGUCUGAGGUCACCUCACUCGAAUUUAACAGCUAUGGAGGGAAAUCUAUCGUGGUCCAUCCGCCUGUUUCCUCCAGGAGUGAACCUGCAACCUCUCCAACGACCCUGGAACCCAAAAUCCUUCCACCUGCACUGGCUAACCCCAGUGAGUUUAACACUUAUGGAGGAAAAUCCAAAGUCAUGACACCUGCUGUUGCAGCCAGGAGCGACCUUCCCGACAUCCUCAGCUCUCACAUCGACAAAAGUCAAUCCCUGUCCGGCAAAUCAGAGCCACCACCCUCUGAGCUUAACAGUUACGGAGGAAAGAGCCUAACCAUCAACCCCUCAGCUGUGUUUAAUCGCAGCACAACAAGGAGUUUCAAACCUCCAGCCCCGACCCCGGCCCCAAGACCACCUCGGCACUCCUACCAUGGCGGCAUUACUACUCAGAAGGUGGCGCAGCGUGCCUUGUCCCCUGACCACAGGCGAAGAUCCGGCUCCAUGUUCCGACCUCAAGGCAUCACCGUCCAGUUUUCUGGACGAGGGGCGACAGACGAAUCACGCAGGGACGCGUUGAGGAAAUUGGGGCUACUGAAAGACUCUUGAUGUACUCUGGAAAUUUAUUCUUCGUUUCCUGUCCCACCUUUUGUUUGCCAUAAAUGAGGCUGAUUGUGAAUAGGCAAAUUUAAAAAGCUGGACAUAUUCUGUAUUUUUAUUAUUGUCAACAAAUCCUACAAAAAGACCCAAACCAACAUGUGUUACGCUGUUUCUCAAUAGUUUCUGACUUCCCAAACUGUGGCACAGCUGGGCACUGCAGUUUUUAUCAGCUACUGCUCAAAGAGGAGGAACUAGUGUAUUUGUUAGGGUUUAUUAAUACAUAUUGAAUAUAUAUUUAAUACAUAUUUCAUAUUCUAUGUGGUGUUUCUGACAACAGGACAGUGUAUGUGGGAUUGAGUCAACUUAAACUAUAAUGGGACUACGAUCAUAUUUGCUUUAAAAAAAAAAACUAUUUGGAAAUAUGCCAAGAAAGUUAAUUUAUUUUUCCUGGGAUUUUGUUUUAUAAAUAGUAUAAAUUAGGUUGGACUAGCUUGUCCCAGGGAAACAGCAAACAGCUCACAAAAUGAUUUCAGGUAUAAAAAGGAGAAAAAUAAAGCAAAAUGCAAAUGAGCGGCUAGUUAUGCAUGAGAAACGUGGGUAUUUAAAGAGCAAUAAAUGGUGAAAUUACACAGCAAUUUAAUCCAAAUCCUUAAAAAAAUAACAAUGACAGCAAGAAGCCCUCGAAUACUUAAAGACGACCCUGUUUAUGUAGCCAGUUUAAGUUACAUGUGUUUCAUGAUGUUGCUUUCCUCAAGUGAAAUCGAUGUUUAUACUCAGGCUGUGAAGUCUUCAUCACCCCUGUUACAUGGGAACUUUCUUACUGUCACUGGUUUGUUGACCGACUUUGGGCAUUUUAGGCAGCGGUGAGCGUGUGCAUGUUUUUUCUGUCAGCACUUUGGUUGAAAGUACUUUUCUCUGACUUCUGAACUUAACAAAAUUCUAAAGCAAAGAGCAAAAGGUUGGAAACGAGUGGAUGUAAAGCGAACAACAGAGGAUCAAAGAAACAAGACAUCCAAAGUCACACUUAAUUGUUUCAACUGUUCUGGAAACUAAUCUCCUCUGUGAUUCCUUUAAACCUGACGCACAAGUCAAAGUGAAAAGAGGCCGAGGUUUGUUGAAAGACUUAAAGCUGGAGGAUAUUUUUAUGCCACGGACAAACCUCCCACACCAAACCACAAACUGUGGAAUGGCUUUGUGGGCAGGACUUUUACUUUUUUUUUGCUAUGCAGAGGGAAUACUUUAAAAGUGCUCUUUAGGGAUGGGCGAGCAUAUGGCAUUGUACAAAACACAAGCACUAAAACCACAGUCUAGAAAUACAUCCCGGGAUACUUGUGCGUUUUUAUUCCUUUCAAGCUGUUCUCGCCAACUUAACUGUUUCUGAUAUUUCAAGUGUGUUAUUUAACUGUUGUAGCAGCAUAAGCAUGUAUGUGUAUGUGUGUGUGUGUGUGUGUGUGUGUGUGUGUCUACUGUUUUAUCAAGACUCCGGCCCCUGUAGUUCACCUACAGAAACUUUUGAAGUAUAUUUUGGUUCACACAGAAGUACCACAGUACUUGUCCUGUGUGAACAUUUUUGUGAAUUUUGUUUACAGACUCCGGUUCUCUGUAGUUCAGCUACAGUCAUUUUGAAGUAACCUGAUGGUGCAUACAUGCAGUUUGUAACUACACUUUGUAUAAAACCGCUUACUCUAUCAUGAAAUGUUUCAGCAAUGUGCACACAUGCAGUAAAUGGGAAUAUUAGUGGGCAUGUGAAAGUUGCCGCUAUGUUACAGCAGCCUGUUAUACUUCAACUUUUGAAAUGUCCACGUUGUAUACUGUACACACUCUAACUGCUAAAUACAUCUAAUGUUGAUUUUUUUUGUCAAUCAUUAAACAGAAUAAUAUAAUGUC